UCUCUCUCUCUCUCUCUCUCUCUCUCUCUCUCUGGUGGAGCAUCAACGGAAAAAUAAUGGCGGGAGCGACGAGCAGGAAGAUCUCGGCAGCUGCGGCGAGAGCUCACACGCGGAAAUCCAAGCCCAGCUCCUUUCGCCUCCCUUCAGGGAUCUUCCAGAAACUACUACUGGUUUCAUUCACUGGGUUCCUUGCCUGGGCUUAUCAAGCUAUCCAACCUCCUCAACCUAAAAUACCUGGUUAUCCUGGCGGGCCUCCUGUUACUGCACCAAGAAUAAAGCUUAGAGAUGGGAGGCAUUUGGCAUAUAAGGAGCAUGGUGCUCAAAAAGAUGUUGCGAAUUUUAAAAUUGUUUAUGUACACGGUCUUGAUGGUUGUAGGCAUGAUGCUGGUGUUGCAACGACUUUAUCUCAGAAAGUCAUCGAUGAUCUAGGGGUCUACAUAGUGUCUUUCGAUCGACCUGGCUAUGGACAGAGUGAUCCUGAUCCAAAACGAACCAUGAAAAGCAUUGCUCUAGACAUAGAAGAACUUGCUGAUCAGCUGGGACUUGGCUCAAAAUUUUACCUCAUUGGCUUUUCCAUGGGUGGCCAGAUUGUGUGGAGCUGCCUCAAGUACAUUCCUCACAGGCUAGCAGGAGCAGCACUACUAGCUCCGUCUAUCAACUACUGGUGGUCUGGUUUUCCUGCAAAUAUGUCUUCUGAAGCUUAUAACCGAUUGCUUCAGAGGGAUCAAUGGGCACUUCGUGUUGCUCACUACACCCCCUGGCUUACAUAUUGGUGGAACACCCAGAAAUUGUUCCCUUGUUCAAGUUACGCAAUUCGUAGUACUGAUGUUCUCUCUCCCACAGACAAAAAAAUCUUUGCCCAAUGUACGAGAGAAGAUCCGGCUGAGAUCGGACAACAAGGAGAGUUUGAGUCCAUUCACCGUGACUUGAUGAUCGCAUUUGGUAUGCCGGAAUUUACUCCCAUGGAUCUAGAAAACCCGUUCCCUAACAAUGAAGGUACUGUCCAUGUGUGGCAAGGGGAUGAUGAUAUGUUGGUGCCUGUCACGAUGCAGCGUUUCAUCUCCCAGCAACUCCCGUGGAUUCAAUAUCACGAGCUGCCCGAACAUGGACACUUUUUCCCUUAUGCUAAUGGGAUGUCCGAUGUUAUCACAAAGGUACUUUUACUCGGAGAAACUGCUGAAUAGCUUGGUCGACUUGUAGACCUUCAGGUUUGUUCAUUGUUCUAGAACGAUAGAUAACCAGAGUUGUAAGCGGAAUCUUGUUUACAAUCUUCUUUCUUUGCCUUCUUGUCUUUAGAUUUGCCAGGUUACAUCGAGCUAAUAGGUCUAAUUUUCUUGGGUUUGCUUGUCACGUUUGGGGCAUUAUUUUGAAUGCGUGUUCAGAAAGCAAACGAGAAUAGCUCUUUGGAUUGGAAAGGAGGGAGUGCAGGAUUGAAGUUU
Rhodamnia argentea is the source of this 1439-nucleotide messenger RNA. RefSeq lists its product as uncharacterized. Lineage: Eukaryota; Viridiplantae; Streptophyta; Magnoliopsida; Myrtales; Myrtaceae. Bases 57 to 1184 code for a protein of 375 amino acids. The record is from RefSeq and is a predicted model, not a curated record. The transcript is spliced from 7 exons.